Molecule: messenger RNA, 682 nt
Organism: Clupea harengus (Atlantic herring)
Lineage: Eukaryota; Metazoa; Chordata; Actinopteri; Clupeiformes; Clupeidae
Product: CUB and zona pellucida-like domain-containing protein 1
Exons: 3
Coding region: 16-519 (167 amino acids)
Source: RefSeq, a predicted model, not a curated record
CGUUUCAACACCACCAUGGCCUUCUACACCUCCGGAAGUUUCUACCAGCAAAUCUAUGAGAGUCCCUACAAAGUCUCUCUUAAUGAGUACAUGUAUGUUCAAGUAAGCCUAAGGAGAGAUGACAGCAGCCUCGUCCUCUUCCUGGACACAUGUGUGGCCUCACCAAACCCACAUGACUAUGCUGACUACCGCGCCUAUUAUCUACUGGUCAAUGGGUGUCCGAGAGACAACACGUUCUCCACCCACGUGAGCGGUUCUCGUAGUUACGCACGGUUCAGCUUCCAGGCUUUCAAGUUCCUGCGGGCACACCCCUCUGUGUACUUGCAGUGCAAGGUCCUAAUCUGUCCUGCCAACGACUACAACUCCCGCUGUCGCCAGGGUUGCCGCACCCGCAAGACUCGAAGCCUGGGCUCUCAGCACCAGAUGGCCACCAUGGUGCUGGGGCCUAUCACGCUGAAAGAUGUGGAGAAGUCUGCAGUGGAGAGGCUUGAGGACAAAGUGGCUAAGGUCGACGCCUGAAGACACCACUAGUGUUCUCAUCAGUCCAGAAUAAUCACUAAUUCAAUCUAUCAUCAUUUCCUGCCUACAAAUCAUGUCUUACUGAACAUGUCUUUCUUUCUUUCUUUCUUUCUUUCCGUAACCUUUUGCCACAACAAAAUUAUUAAAGCAUUCCAAAAGACAA